AUGUCGCCGAAUCAAAACGCUACUGCGCGUCAACAAUCCAUAUGCUGCUGGACAUGUAAACUUCGUCGCAAGAAGUGUGAUGCAACAAAACCGACGUGUCGUGCGUGCGAAUCGCGUGAUAUCCCAUGCUAUGGCUUCGGAGACCGGCCUGAGUGGAUGAACGGUGGAGAAGAGGAGCGUGCAGAAUUGAACAAAAUCAAGGAUGCAGUCAAAAAGAACAACAAGCGUAAGAGAACAGAAAUGUCUAGGUCUAAGACGGAAGAAAAUCGAGGGAAAAGCCGACGAACAUCCGUUGUCAACGAUGAAAUUCAACCCAUUGAUGGUCGAUCAGAGGUGCAAGAGUCGACGCACGAAUUUCUGGAAGGAGAGACCUCUCUCACAACACCCGAUGAAUUCUCAAAGAAGACGCUUUCGACAACGCCAACGCCGAGCGGCACCCGCUUUUUGUUUGGACACGACCGCGAAUUCGAACUAUUGAUGCACUACCUGGAUCACGUGUUCGCUCUCCAAUUCAGAUUUCAUUCUCCGUCUGUAGCGAGUGGAGGGCGAGGGUGGCUCUUGUGGCUACUGAACGACACACUACCAUUACGCCACGCGGCUCUUAGUUUGGGAGCUUUACACCAGCACUCAUUACUUGCCCGUUCUGUCCGAGGCCAACGAUAUCAUGACACGUUGAAUGAGCUAAACGAGCACCAUAAUCGUGCUUUGCAAGAGCUUCAAAUAUUCUUGCAAAGCAGCUAUGAGGACUCGAUUGGGGCAGAAUCAGGGCGAAAAAGACGACUGCAGAUCUUGGCUUGUGGUGUACAGCUGAUCAGUUUCGAGCUCUUUCGUGGUGGCACAAGUCAAUGGCAGGUCCAUCUUGAUGCCUUAGCUACGGUAGUUCGCAGCAUGGCGAUCAUAGACUCCUCGAGCAAUGGGCUGUCGCCAAGUCAGCUAGAUGUAUACUCACCGGGCGAUGUUAUACAAGGCUAUGGCAGUGAGAUCCAACCUCAUCGCCUUGAGGACACUGCAGAGCACUUCCUGGUCGGAGCUGUGUUGUGGUUCGACAUCUUGUCGUGCGCUUCGACGAAUGAUGCCCCUCGUCUGCAUUCUGAGAGCCCUAGAUUCUUGAAAGACAAAAUCGAUCUUGCAAACAUCAUAGGCUGCCAACCCUGGAUUGCUUUGGUCAUCGGCGAUAUUGCGACACUGAGUGUAUGGAAAGCAGAUGCAACUGUGGCAGGUAGCAUAAGCUUCUGGACACUCUUUGGGCGGGGCGAUCGUCUUCGACGACGUCUAGAGGAUGGCAUUUCUAGUCUCCGAAAAAGUAUUGAUGAAACAUUUGCUGAGCUGGGCCUCUCGCAUCUGGGGACUACGGGCGCGUACCUGGUAUUAACGAAUCCUGCCCUCCAACAAGAAGCCAUCAAGCGAGCGAUCACACUCGUGUUCGCGUAUGCCGCUCAAGUAUACCUCAACACGAUUAUCUCAGGAGCCGAUCCGAAGCUCGACGACGUGAAGAAUAGCGUUGCAGACACAAUGAAUGCCCUACAGGAGAUGCAGUAUGUAUGCGAUGCACAAGCGCUGCGAAGUCUGAUUUGGCCAAUAUGCAUUGCUGGCAGCAUGGCUGGAGAUUUGCCUACUCAGUCCUACUUUCAGAGUCUAAUUCAAGGCCUUGGAGAUGAAGCUCAUGACUUUGGCAACUCCGCCACAGCCUUGAAAGUCAUGCAGAAGUGCUGGUCUUCUCGCAUUGAAGGGUCACCUCAGUUUUGGGACUGGACUACCGCGAUGGGAGCUCUAGGACAGCGAGUAUUGCUCGUCUGA
Messenger RNA from Aureobasidium pullulans EXF-150, 1797 nucleotides. RefSeq lists its product as uncharacterized. The transcript has a single exon. NCBI's taxonomy places the organism in Eukaryota, Fungi, Ascomycota, Dothideomycetes, Dothideales, Saccotheciaceae. Bases 1 to 1797 code for a protein of 598 amino acids. The record is from RefSeq and is a predicted model, not a curated record. Gene Ontology annotation, cellular component: nucleus. Gene Ontology annotation, biological process: positive regulation of transcription by RNA polymerase II. Gene Ontology annotation, molecular function: transcription cis-regulatory region binding; zinc ion binding; DNA-binding transcription factor activity, RNA polymerase II-specific.